AUGGCGGACUACGCUUCGUUUGUCCAAUAUGUGCUCCGCGUUGACGAACUGUUCAGCGACGUAGAGGACUGCGUGGGCAUACCGCGGCCACUCUUGAGGGACAGGUCGAACCCCAUGGAAGACUUCACGGACAGCGAAUUCCUCGCGCGCUUCCGUUUCACGAAGAGCAGCGUGAAAAAGCUGCUCGAGUGCUUGCCCCUUGAGGAGAGCUGCAGCGACCGUGGCCACCCUCUACCACCGAUGAUACAGCUUCUGAUUGCGCUGCGCUUCUAUGGAGCGGGCACAUUUCAAGUUGUGGCGGGCGACCUCGUGCAUGUGUCGCAGCCGACUGUGAGCCGCGUUAUUGAACGUGUGUCGCGGCUGAUCGCCACGCACUUGUUCCCGGACGUCGUGCAGUUCCCCAACUCUGAUGACGGGUUCCGCGAAACGAUGGUGGGGUUCUACCGCAUCGCCAAAUUUCCUGGGGUGACAGGGUGCAUAGACUGCACCCACAUCCGCAUCAAAUCGCCUGGUGGGCCGGACGGAGAAGUGUACCGCAACCGGAAGGGCUACUUCUCGAUAAACGUUCAGGUGAUUGCAGGGCCGAAGCUGCAGUUUUUCGACGUCGUCGCCAGCUGGCCUGGAUCUGUGCACGACAGUCGUAUAUUCGACAACAGUCGUGCACGCGUUCUCUAUGAGACGAAGCGAGUGCCGGGUCUCCUGCUUGGCGAUGCUGGCUACCCGUGCCUCUCAUUUCUCAUGACCCCGACGGCUGACGCGCCACCGGACAGCCCCGAGAGCCGGUAUCAAGCAGCUCACAUCCGCACCCGAAACACCAUCGAGAGGGCCUUUGGUGUGUGGAAGCGUCGCUUCCCGUGUUUGGACAUGGGGCUGCAGCACCUGGCAGAACGUUCUGCUGUCAUCACAACAGCCUGUGCUGCCCUGCACAACCUGGCAGUCCUCAGGCGGGACCCGGAACCACCAGCUGUCGUGAUACCACAGCACUUGAGGCGGCCGCAGCCUGAUGUGGCAAACCAAACGGACACGUUGCUCGGUUCGCGAUGCCGAACGCGGCUGAUCGCUCGCGCAUUUAACUAAGGAAUUAAUUUAAUGUCACUCUGUUCUACUGAGAUGACAAACAACUUCAGCCAUGUAUGUGCACGUUCUAGGGGGUGUUGUGAAGUUCGUGGCUUCGUCACCUUUCGCUCAGAAAUGAAACAGACACCUAAAAUCGUAUGAAAACUUGACACUUCGUCAAUAAUUGCGCAAGUAAGAUAUGCGGGGUUUAACGUUCCAAAACCACAAUAUGAUUAUGAGGGACGCCAUAGUGGAGGGCUCCGGAUAUUUUGACUACCUGUAGUUUAACGUGCACCUAAGUCUAAGUACACAGGCCUCAGUAUUGUCGCCUCCGUCGAAAAUGCAGCCGCCGCGGCCGGGAUUCGAUCCCGCGACCUUCCGGUCAGUAGCCGAGCGCCAUAACCAAAAGUUUUCAAAGAUCAGUCAUGCUGAAAUGUCAGAAACAUUGAGGGGAGAUGUCCUUACGGCUCAUUCAAAAGCGGGCUCCCUCGUUUUAAGACAUGGCAUUUUGCCAUUGAACGUGAAUCGCACAGAGGCCUCCCAACAAUCUCGAAAAAUCCGGUAACAAGCUAUGCUGUCUACAAGCAGAUUCUUAAAAAUAGGUGAAUACCUGGCAAAAAUACAGCCCAGUUCCUGGGAACCUUCUGGGAGCAUGUCAGAAGUGGGUGCAGAAAUUUUGGAACAGUCGGCAAUGAAUACUCACAGAUGUCACGAGUUGUGCCUGCCAAACUGAGGCCUUGUGUUCCAAAGUGGCCCUGCAUCGCUCAUAUUCACGUGACCUGGUCCUUUACAACUACCGUAUGUUUGAAGAUGUCAUAAUGAUGUCUUGAAGAGGCAUCAUUAUGACGACGUUAUCAUCAGACAUGCUGCUGAGAGCUGUUUUGACGUCUUAUAGCAAGGCUUUUUUUUAGGUAACCAUAAGAGGUGAAACAACAAUGUAGAACGGACAUCUGCUUGAGAAGGAAUCACUUUGAAUAACUGUGCGCUUUCAAAGGUGUCACUGUACACUGUCUGUGCAAAACCAGGAACUUGUCAGCACUCUCUCGUGUAACAAGGUGGAAUUCCAUUGAAUGUUAAUCAAGAUUUCUGCUUUGACAUGUGUAACACAUCCUUAAUGUACAUACUUUGGUCCUGUUUUAGCUUUCCUUUCCAUGCUUGCCAAUUCGCAGCAUAUUUUUUUCCUUCACCAGAGCUGUGCCGUACGUCUUGCACAUAAAAACA
Molecule: messenger RNA, 2277 nt
Organism: Rhipicephalus sanguineus (brown dog tick)
Lineage: Eukaryota; Metazoa; Arthropoda; Arachnida; Ixodida; Ixodidae
Product: putative nuclease HARBI1
Exons: 3
Coding region: 1-1077 (358 amino acids)
Source: RefSeq, a predicted model, not a curated record